GAAUCUUUCUAUAAAAGAAGACACUCACCUCACACAAUGGAUUCGGACUGACUCACCUUCACACACGAAAGUUCAUUCCCUGUCAAAAAAGCAAAGGCAAAAACAAAUUUCUGAAUUCAAAUUUGAAUUUCAGAUCUGAAAUACAAAAACCUCAAAAACAAAAACGAAAAAAAAAGAAAGAUAGAAAGGAGAUCUCUGGAAUGGUUCAAGUUGCGGCUGUUUGCUAUCAAUUUCUGGGUUUCUAAACUUUGUUUUGAUUAAAAGCACUGCUGAUUCUGCUGCUGAUUUUGUUGUUCCUGCUGCUGAUCUUCAUCUUACUGUUUUCUUAGCCUUUAUUUGACAUUUUAAAUUGUCUCUGAACACAAGGUUCUGUUUGAAGAUGCAUUUCCAGCGUCUGAUCCUGGUACCCUGGAGCAAUUAAAAGAGUGGAGGCUAUUGCCAAGGAAAUGUCUGGGGGAUUGACUUCUCGAUGUGAACAGAAUAUACAGAAGGUGGAACAGUAUUUGCCAAUUUUGGGAAAUCUGAUACACCAUAUAAAUCUAGUCGGUGACAACCCCAAGAUUCGAUGGAUUUCUGACCUAAAGAUUAGGUGGAGCAGUGCUCUCACUUCAUCAUCCUUUUUUCAACUUAACGGUCCAAAGUUUUAUCCGAUGGAUAGUUUGCAUUCUGAACUUGGAUUGACACUUUUUGUUCUCGGUGCAUUGCUUCAAGAUCGAGCUCUGGAAGUUCUGUCAACAGGUAUGUGUGAAAUAUCUGUCCAGUUCCUUCAUCUCAUCGCCCAUAUAUCACGGAAGCUGCCUCCUUUCUCAAAAAAGCUGCAGGAGUUUACCAACAUGAAGAGAAAAUUGUUUGAUAUAACUUUUAGAGGAGAUUUAGGCAUUUAGCUGUUUACACUUCACAGAAAGGCCACCAGAAGCCACAAGCAGUGUUGCUGCUACAGUCACCCUUAUUUGCUUAGCUGAGGCACAGCUUGGUCUUAAUCUUUAUCAUUUUUUCUUUUUUCUGCUCAAGCUUUUCGUACAAUGAUGACAUCUAUAUUUCGUUAACUUAAAAUUUGAGCAUCCACACGAUCUGUUUUCCGUUAUGUCUCUUCUGUUUGACAAGUAAUUAUGGUUCUCUUACCUAUCAAAAGAAAGUAAUUGGGGUUCUCUU
This is a messenger RNA of Nicotiana tabacum (common tobacco), 1152 nucleotides long. The record is from RefSeq and is a predicted model, not a curated record. NCBI's taxonomy places the organism in Eukaryota, Viridiplantae, Streptophyta, Magnoliopsida, Solanales, Solanaceae.